AUGCCUUCUUCGGAAUCCAAUUUCGCCACCGCAAAGACCGUUUUGUCCACCCUCGGCUCCGUCGCGGCCACGGUCGUGGUGGUUCGUAGCGUCGUGCACGAUUACCUUCCCCAUGAAUUCCAAGACUACAUUUAUUCGGGCUUGAGAAAUUUGUUCAACAAAUUCUCAAAUGAACUAACUAUGGUGAUCGACGAGUUUGAUGGGCUAGUCAACAACGAAAUCUACGAGGCUGCCGAACUCUAUCUCGGCCCAAAAAUCACUCCCAACACUCGUCGUCUCAAAAUCAGCAAGCCCGAAAAGGAAAAGCAUUUCAACAUCAACAUGGAACGCAAUGAGGAAGUAAUAGACACAUACAAAGGACAGAAAUUCAGAUGGAUUUGGGUAUGCAAACAGAUUGAAUCAAGAAACUUUUACAACCCUAGAGACAUGAAUUCGACACUAAGAUCCGAGGUUAGAUCCUUCGAACUCACUUUCCACAAGAAAAAUCAAGAUUUAGUCAUCAAUUCUUACUUACCAUACAUCAUAAACCAAUCACUUAUAAACAAACAUGAGAAAAAAACUGUGAAAAUCUUCACAGUGGAUUACGAAAACAUGUACAACAUAAAUGAUUUGUGGAAACCCGUAAGCCUAGAUCAUCCCGCGACGUUUGAAAAAUUAGCAAUGGACACUGAACAAAAGGAGAUGAUUAUGAAGGAUCUUGAUAGGUUUGUGAAGAGAAGAGAGUAUUACAGGAAGAUUGGCAAGGCAUGGAAAAGAGGGUAUUUGCUGUAUGGUCCUCCAGGGACUGGGAAAUCUAGCUUGAUUGCGGCGAUGGCGAAUUACUUGAAUUUUGAUAUAUAUGAUUUGGAGUUGACUGAGUUAAGAAGGAACUCAGAAUUGAGAAAAUUGCUGGUAGCUACUGCAAAUAAGUCCAUACUGGUGGUGGAAGAUAUUGAUUGCACCAUUGAUUUGCAAGAUAGGGAGGCUAACAAGGAUAAUUCGCGGCCUGUAUAUUAUCCUGAGGAGGAAAACAAGGUGACAUUGUCUGGUUUUCUCAACUUUGUCGAUGGCUUAUGGUCAAGCUGUGGAGACGAGCGUAUCAUAAUUUUCACCACAAAUCACAUAGAAAAACUCGAUCCAGCAUUGUUGCGCCCUGGCCGAAUGGAUGUGCACAUCAAUAUGUCAUAUUGCACCCCUUGUGGAUUCAAACUUCUGGCAGCUAAUUACCUUGGCCUCAAGGAUCAUUUCUUGUUCCAAGAAAUAGAGGAUUUGAUCAAAAUUGUUGAAGUGACACCGGCUGAAGUAGCCGAGCAGCUUCUCAAGAGCGAUGACAAUGAUUCUAUUCUUAAAGGUUUGAUUGAAUUCAUUCAUUCGAAGAAAAAAGAAAAUGAAGAGGCUGAGGCUAAAAGGGCAGAAGCAGAAUCAUCCGAUAAGCAGGAAAAUGAACAGAAAGAGGAUAGCCAACAAGGAAAUUUCGAGGAAGAAAAAGGAAUCUUAAGCCAAGAAACUCAAAUUUAA
Messenger RNA from Fraxinus pennsylvanica, 1497 nucleotides. The record is from the annotation of a GenBank genome assembly. NCBI's taxonomy places the organism in Eukaryota, Viridiplantae, Streptophyta, Magnoliopsida, Lamiales, Oleaceae.